Molecule: messenger RNA, 984 nt
Organism: Penicillium coprophilum
Lineage: Eukaryota; Fungi; Ascomycota; Eurotiomycetes; Eurotiales; Aspergillaceae
Product: FAD-dependent oxidoreductase
Exons: 4
Coding region: 1-984 (327 amino acids)
Molecular function (GO): D-amino-acid oxidase activity; FAD binding
Source: RefSeq, a predicted model, not a curated record
AUGUCCAAAGAGACAAUCGUAGUGAUCGGUGCGGGCGUAAUUGGCCUUACUACCGCUCUUUGCAUCCAACAAAACCUCACUCCUGCGCAAUCCAUUCUUCUGGUAGCCCGCGAUUUCCCCUCGGAAACUUCCGUCAACUACGCCUCGCCAUGGGCAGGAGCCCAUUACCGCCCAGUCCCAGGUUCUUCGCCACAGGCCAUUAAGGAAGCGGACCAAGCACGGCGCACGUAUGACUUCCUGAAGCGCACUGCGGCCGCUGAGCCCGGUGCGGGAAUUCAGUUCGUGGAAGGUGUUGAGCACCUCGAGGCUCCACCGCCCGAGUAUCUGGAUCAGCAGAGUGUGCGCAAUGUCUAUUCGCAUCUGGAUGAAUUCCAGACUCUGGGGAAAGAGGAUGUUCCAGCUGGCGUGGUGUGGGGUGUGAAGUACGGGACGUAUGUGAUCAACUCGCCUGUGUACUGUGCGCAUUUACUGCGCAAUAUGGCGGGGAAUGUCAAGACUGUGGUGAACUGCUCGGGAAGUGGGUUUGAAGACCCGAAAUCGUUUAUCAUUAGAGGUCAAACCUGUCUCGUCCGUAACCCCGUCUCCAAGACCAUUACUCGACAGAAUACCGAUGGAUCGUGGUCCUUCUGUAUUCCCCGUCCUUUCGAAGGCGGGACCAUUAUCGGAGGCACGAAGGAGCCGAAUAACUGGGACCCCAACCCAUCGCUGGAAACCAGACAGCGGCUCCUUGCUAACGCAACCAAGUGGUUCCCUUUCACCCCCGAGAGCGGCGGCAAGUUCGAUGUGAUUCGCGAUAUCGUCGGUCGGCGACCGGCUCGAGAGGGCGGUUUGCGUAUCGAGGCGGAGAAGCUCGCUGAUGAACGGUAUAUCGUUCAUGGGUAUGGUGCUGGUGGUCGUGGGUUUGAACUGUCUCGGGGUGUUGCAGAAGACAUUGUCGCCGUGAUGCUCGAGAAGAGGUUGCUGCAGGCUAGAGCCUCGCUGUAA